Galleria mellonella (greater wax moth) is the source of this 1345-nucleotide messenger RNA. RefSeq names its product cuticle protein 3-like (gene CPR17). Lineage: Eukaryota; Metazoa; Arthropoda; Insecta; Lepidoptera; Pyralidae. The record is from RefSeq and is a predicted model, not a curated record. Gene Ontology annotation, molecular function: structural constituent of chitin-based larval cuticle. The transcript has 4 exons. Gene Ontology annotation, cellular component: chitin-based extracellular matrix. The coding region runs from base 90 to 599 and encodes 169 amino acids.
GUAACACCAAGAGGCGUAUAUAAAUACGGGGGAAGGUCUCCUAACAACAUUCGUGAUUUCAACUUCGACCUGACACCACACAUACCGAUAUGAAACUGAUCCUGAUCUCCGCUUUCUUCGGCAUCGCCGCCGCUGGCUACGCCGCAAGCUACCCUGAACAAUCCAACAGGCCCCAGGCAUCCUUCGAGAAGACCGCCAGAAUCCUCGCCCUGGACUCAGACGUGAAAGAAGACUCCUUCAGAUAUAACUAUGAAACUGAAAAUGGUAUUAAAGCCGAGGAGCAAGGACACGAGGCUGACGGUAUCGAGGCUCAGGGCGGCUUCCAGUACACCGGUGAUGAUGGCCAGAUCUAUUCCAUCAGCUACGCAGCUGGCCAGGGUGGAUUCCAACCACAAGGUGCCCACCUUCCCACCGCUCCCCCUACUCCUGAGGCUAUCUUGAAGGCUUUGGAACAGAACGCUCGUGAUGAGGCUGCUGGUAUCAUUGAUGAUGGUCAGUACAAUCCUGGCAAAUACGGUGAUGCCGGUGCUGGAGCUGGCCAACAGCAAUACGCGAGAGCGCAGGCCUCCGCUGGUUACAGACAACCUUACAAAUACUAAAUACCUUGUUAAUAUACCAAUAUUUAGGCUUAAACAUAUUAAUCACAAAAUAAUAGAAUAAUAAAACUAUCGGUCAUCGCCUUAAAGACGCACACAAAGAAAACUUUGCUCUAAUUUGUAAAUAAAUCGUGUCGUGUUAAUGACACACUACUGUUGUGAUAGUACAAUUGGUUGACAAGUUUCACUUUGUUAAGGCGAUGUUUUAUGUUUUUAUUAUUUGUGGUAUAUAUUGUACUAUUUCUCCAUGAAUAAACUCGGAUUUGUGUUGUUAAAAAUGUAAAGUAUUAUAAUAUUUUAAUGAAAGAAUCUGCAUGAUAUAUAGAUAGAGAACAAGAAAAAAUAAAUUCGUAAUUUUUUUGUUUUGUAUUUAUACAUAGAUGCAGUGAUUUGUAAAUUUUUAACAAUAUAAUGUGUUAAGGAAACAUUUAAAUGAUUUAAAUUAGAGCUAUUGAAAUUAUGUUAUUACAGCAAUAGGGAUUUUUUUUAUUUCUAUUUGCAAUGAACUCAGAUCUCUAUGUGUUCUUAUUUGUAUUGCAGUAUUGUGAUGGUUUCUUAUUUGUUUAAUAGUUACAAGAGAAUAGUAAAUAUCGUUGAAAGAUGAUUACAGAAUUUGAUAUGAAAUAAGUGUUAGUAGGUACCGAAUAUAUAUUUUUUUAUAUUGUUAUAGUUGUAACCAGUGGAAAUGUAUUGAGAGAUGGAACUACCUAUUUAUUCUUUUAAUAAAACAUGUCAAUAAUUUUACAAAA